AUGUCAGUCUAUUCGAUAGACUCGCUGGAGGAUACGAACGAAAUCACGCUUCGAAACUACGAUUCUUCGCGCGAUGACAAUGACAGUUUUAACCUGGUGUCGAUCAUGCACUCGACCAACGGACCUCGGGAUGCGCCGCUUCGUUUGAAAUCGACUGCUACACCUAAUUAUUUGUCUCGGAAGCAAGAUACCGGAUCUAAUAAAACCUCAUCGGAAAUAGACACUACCGAAGACUUAGGAACAAUUCGCAAGAAUACGAUAAUUGCGAACAAUAAAUUCUCGGAGAAACAAGUACAAUUACAACGAUGUUCUGCCAUGAAAAAUAAGAAACGGGAUGUUGCAGAUCGGAUGAGGAACAAUAGUGUAAGCAGCUUAAAACAAGAAGAAGAAGUAAGCGGCCUCUGCAAGAAGAUGGCAUCGGGUUGUCGGAGGCCUUCUUUGAAGCUUUCGUUGUCGAAGCAGAGUUGGCCAGGAGAGGCUUCGACGUCUAUGAAGCCGGACAAGAAGCUGAGCAACGUGCUCGUCCCGAGGAUCCAGCAGGCGAGGAAGCCGCGCUCUUAUUUGGAGCAUUAUCGUCGACGAUUCAGUGAACCGCGGUACAAUGCCCGGUCCCCGGAGGGUUCCACCCUGUCGGUUUUUGGAGACAGCCAGCAAGAGCAGCUCACUGACGAGGAUACGUGUUUACCGAGCACCUCGAGGGACGAUCGCAGCGAGCUGAGUUUUUACCGGCGUCUAAUCGAGGGAUUCUCCGAUUGCACGGUCGCAACCGCUCGAUCCUCCGGAACCUUACAUCAACACGUGUCAGAAGACACGAACCGCUGCCGCAGCCAGGCAACGAGCAAAGCGGAUCCGAUCAGCAAUAAAUCGAAGAGCCUCGGCUACAAACCGUACACCAUCGAGGAGUACCAGACCUUGCCGAUACCGAACCUGGAUCGAUCUCUUGGGCCCGAUAAAGUGGAAAUGCAAGCGAAGAGAGAGUGGCUAAUGCGGCGAAGGUCAUACGGGAACUCGGUUAGCGCGCAUAAUCGCCAACGGAUAGCGCUCCAGGCGCAGAAGCUCGAGCCGAUGCGCGCCGCCCCUCGGAAAUGCUUUCUGCCUCCUUUGAAGGAUAAAGAAGCCGACGUGAAGACGCAAGGCGAUUCAAUAUCUUCGACGAUAUUCGAGGACCGACAUGCUAUCUCGCAAAAUGACGGCACAAAUUGUAGCAAGUAUUCCAAGAGGGACGUUGACGUCGGCGAAAUAUCCUCGUCGAGGAAGUCUAAAAAAUUCGGGCGAGCGGCGUGCUUCGGCUUGCCGUUAAACUCGCGCGAUAUCAUUGAAGAUUCAUAUUUGGAGUCCCUAAGGCAGCGUCAUCUUUACGAGAAGAAGAUGGUGGACCGUAUUAUAAGCCAAGCAGUAUGCCCUUGACUAUAUCGUCAGGAAUUUCGUACAUAAUUUAGUUCCCGUUCAACGGAGCACUGUAUGCGAUGUGCAUUUCUAAUUGAUCCUCCAGUACAUCCGAACAGAUCCAAAAGUCUUUUCGACGAUACACGACGCAUUGACGCGGUACAAA
Molecule: messenger RNA, 1552 nt
Organism: Megalopta genalis
Lineage: Eukaryota; Metazoa; Arthropoda; Insecta; Hymenoptera; Halictidae
Source: RefSeq, a predicted model, not a curated record